Molecule: messenger RNA, 6180 nt
Organism: Equus caballus (horse)
Lineage: Eukaryota; Metazoa; Chordata; Mammalia; Perissodactyla; Equidae
Gene: MSANTD3
Product: Myb/SANT DNA binding domain containing 3
Cellular component (GO): plasma membrane
Source: RefSeq, a predicted model, not a curated record
AGAUGAGUCAGAAAUUAUGUCUUCCCUUAGGAAUUUCCCAGUCCAGUGAGGGAGACAGACACAAAGAGCAAAUUACAAAAAAUAUGGGAAGUGCUACAGUACAGUCAUGUCCAACUGGCACUGAGCUCACAGAGGAGGAACUAACUCGUUCUGGAUAGAACUCAGGGCCAGUCCAGCUCGAGCACGAUGAAGAUGAGACCGUAUGAGAGAGGUUGUGAUUGCUACCCCACCUCCUAGCUUCUCUCUCUUUACCCCUCUCUUGUCUUUGCCCUGAUAGUCAUUCUCUUAAAAAAAAAGACAAACUAGUUGCUGUGCGUGCGUAGUUUGUAAGCUGCCUCAAAGUCAUUUUAGAAGGAAGCUGCUGUAAAUAAAGUAGACGUAACAGCCUGGGCGUUAGUUGAGGAAAGCUUCACAAAAAUUUCACGGGAGUUGGGCCUUAGGGCUCGAAAUGAGCCCUUGGUGGACCUUGGGGUAAAGGAUUCCAGCCAGAGGAAGCCCCCUGAACAGAGGCAGGAGAAGACAGCAGGUUCAAGAGCAUGAAGGAUAGCUAACGGCCAGGAGAAAUAUAGUGGAAAAUGCAAAACAACGAAAUUAUAAAACCUGCCAAAUACUUCUCAGAAUUGGAAAAGAGCAUCCUGCUGGCUUUAGUAGAAAAGUACAAGUAUGUGCUGGAAUGUAAGAAAAGUGAUGCCAGGACUAUCGCCCUCAAGCAGCGUACCUGGCAGGCGCUCGCCCACGAGUACAACUCUCAGCCCAGCGUGUCUCUGCGGGACUUCAAGCAGCUGAAGAAGUGCUGGGAGAACAUCAAGGCUCGGACCAAAAAAAUUAUGGCCCAUGAAAGGAGAGAGAAAGUGAAGCGGAGCGUCAGUCCCCUUCUGAGUACCCACGUCCUGGGCAAGGAGAAGAUCGCCACCAUGCUGCCCGAGCAGCUCUACUUCCUGCAGAGCCCCCCGGAGGAAGAGCCGGAGUACCACCCGGAGGCGGCAGCCCAAGAAUCAUUUGCUGUUUCAAAUAGAGAACUGUGCGAUGAUGAGAAAGAGUUCAUACAUUUUCCAGUAUGUGAGGGGACCUCUCAACCUGAACCCUCGUGUUCAGCUGUCAGAAUAACAGCCAAUAAAAACUACAGGAGCAAAACCUCUCAGGAAGGUGCUUUAAAAAAGAUGCAUGAGGAAGAACACCAUCAACAAAUGUCCAUCUUACAACUGCAGCUGAUACAAAUGAAUGAGGUGCAUGUGGCCAAAAUCCAGCAGAUAGAGCGAGAGUGUGAGAUGGCAGAGGAGGAACACAGGAUAAAAAUGGAAGUUCUCAAUAAAAAGAAGAUGUAUUGGGAAAGAAAACUGCAAACUUUUACCAAGGAAUGGCCUGUUUCCUCAUUUAACCGGCCCUUUCCCAAUUCACCCUAAGACUGUGGGGGCGGCUCCCUUGUAAUUAAUCUGUGUUGGCAAAGAAAGUCUGGAACAAGAACUUGCCGUCAGUAACCUGUAACAGAGGUACAACUAGGAGAAUUAGAGUGGUAGUAGUCACUUAUUUAAGAAUACAUUCAGGUAAACAGCUGCACCCUAUGUACCCCUUAAGUGGCAAAGAAGCUGUUAGAGUCUUCUGAAAAUGAUCACCAUGCGUGCUAUAAUUCUGAAUGUAAUGUCUCUUAAUUAGAAUUCCUACAAGAACCAUGUGUGAGUGUUAUUGUUGUAUUUUUUAACCAAAUGCAAGUGUGACUAUAAAGGAGUGUGGCUGAUUUUUUUUUUAAUAGACAUCAGAACUUUUCUAUCCAAAUGAAUGCCCUCCCAUUGAAAGUGGCCAUCCCGGGAGGCCACACGUGUCUCUGGUGGUGAAGCUGUUGCUCAGAACUCGCUAGAGGUCUUUAGGGAACCUCCAUGAGAGCUGCAGCACCUUUUUCAUUUUUUCAGUGUCCCUUGAGUGUGGAUUUUCUGUUUUUCAACAGCCCAGCGUAUGGAAGGAUAUUUUCUAAUGUGGCUCAAAACUGCCUUGUAAGGCCUUCCUUUCCCCAAAGAGGAGUUUCAAAUAAUGUCUCCAACAUUGGAACUAAGGAUGUAACCACUUUGAGGGAGAAAUGUUCAUUUAGAGUUCUACAUUCUGUCAUGUUUGUUUUAUUAAAAGAAAAGACUUGCAAUUUUAUAGUCACACUGUGUAUGUUUCUCAAAGGUGCUGCCUCCCACACUGUGCUCCAGUUUUUGCCUUUUCCCUCUGUAGUUUCCUCCCAACUUUGUACUACUGAGUUCAUCAUUUCCCCUUGUUUUUCGUCCUUAGCCACCUAAGGCCCUUCCCUCACCAUGCUCAUGGUGCUAGCUAAUAGUGAUGCUAUGUCGUUUGCAUUACACAGUUAGCAUUGAGCUUUUUAAGAAUCCAUUACCAAUAUGUUUGGAAGCAUGGAUUGAUAAAUGGAUAUUCUGAUUGAGCUGUGAGAUGGCUUCUCCUGUAGCCUACUGUUAAAAACAGCCUUGGGACUUGGGCACAGCAGUAGCCGGAAGAAGCAAAGGGACGCUUCAGUGGCAAGGCAGGUCAGCAAUUUCUGAGAAUGAAAUUUGAAGGCCAUGUGGCGGGGAAGGAGGGGGAUGUGUGGCAGAGGCUAUAUAGGGAGUGUAGGACUAGGAGUCAGGGCCUGAAUUCUGAAUUUGGUUCUGCCUCAAGUGCUCUGUGACCUUGGUUAACUCCUUUUAGUCCAUGGCCACAUUGUUUCCAGUCCAUAAAACAAGGGAGUUGGUCUAGAUAAUUUUCAGAAUCUGCUACGACUCCUUGACUGUGGUGUGGUCUGCAGAGUCUUGGAUGGGUACUGCUGACAUCAUAAUUGCCCGGAGGGCAUGGGUCAACAGGGAGCAAGUGUUUACUGCAUUGGCUAAGCCUCCCUCCUUCAUAAUUUUGGAAUUUGGGUCCUGGGGACCAUAAGUCCAGUAGAGUACAUAUAUACUCAUUAUUUAUGCACUGCAUAAAACUUAAGUGAGUCUCAAUUUACUUUAUACACUGAUAUUUUAAAUAUCUUAGAGGAACUGGUUAUUUAAAGGAAGCCUGUGAAGACUAGUCAUCUUUGAAAGGAAGGAUCCUUUUGUAAGGAUUUGUGUUCUUAACUUAGUUUUUACCAAAUGGACCCUUUAGAGAAGAAGCAUCUGGAUCAAGUCCCAAGCUUAAAUGGUUUAUGGGAGACAGCUGGACUCUCCAUGCCCUUCUACACGCUUGGAAUUCGGCUGGGGACCAGCAGGCCCUCAACACAGAUGUGAACAGAGAAAAGUUUGCCAUUGCUUCCUCUAUGGAUCCAUCUGGAAAUCUUGUUAAUAUGCAGAUUCUGAAGUGGGGCCUCAGAGUUUGCGUUUCCUGUAAGCUCCCAGGUUUUGCCAGUUCUAUUAGUCUGAUCACCACAGUUCUGUGUAGCAAGGUUUAGAGGACCCUGUGAAGUUUUUACGAAAAAAAAUAAAAUUGGGUUAGGUACGUUUUUGUGUACAGCAGUGUGCCGGAUAUUGGUUUCCCUCAGAAUUUACCACUUAAGCACACAAACAACAAUGUAGAACAAUGCAAAAAAAUGCUCAGACACAUAAUGGAACUAUAAAAGCAUUGAACUAAUUCCUAACUGAACAAAUAAAGGAUAAUUAAACCAGCAGCCUAAAGCAUCUCGUUCUACUGUUAAUGGUAUUUAUGAGUUUAUAACAGUAGUUUUCAACCGUGGCUAUGCAUUAGAAAGACUAUUUUAUAACGAAUUAGUCCCACUGGGUCCCACUCCCUGAGGAUUCUGAUUCACUUGACUAAGGUUGAGGCCUGGUCCUCUAUAUUUUUCAAAGCUUUAUGGGGGAUUAUGAUACGUAAUUGGGACUGAGAAUCACUGGUGUAGAGUUCACAAAUGUGUCUCAGUUGGUCUGGAAUCCUGUGAGGUCAUGCAGAAGUGAGGAAAUGAUGCUCAGAGAAGAACUACAUGGCACCAGGCCCAUAGCUAGUGAAUGGCAAAGCAGAACCUCAGUCCCAGGUCUCUUGACUCGAAAAUGAGGGGCCCUGCCUGCCCCUGCCCCUGCCUCAUCCCUCAAAGCUAUACCAUGGGUUUGUUUUACCCUGAGAGCCAGAUCACAUCUGCAGGGACUUGGAAUGCCUCCAUUCAUGAACAGGUGCAUCCCAACUAAUUUCACUUUUGAGCAGUUCCUUACCUGAGGUGGAAAGGCAAUAACCAUUUCUUGGUUGGUGCUCUAGAGAAUUGACAGAUAAAUACUGAGACACAGUUCACCAUACUCCACCCUGCCAAAUCAUGGACACAGCCCAGUAGGGGAGGUAAGGCUUGUACACAGCUGUCAUAUACUUGGUCAGUGUGUGUCUUCAAGUGCAUAUGUAGCUCAGAGCAGAGAGCUAAGAAGCUUGAAGGAAGGCCUGCUGGAGGAGGUGGCAUUUGAGCCAAGUCCUUACGGUUGGCAUUUUGGCAGGUGGAAAUUUGGAAAGGAGAGGAUCUUUGCAAGAUGCAAGGUCCUGUUGAAGAUUCAAGAUGCUGAGACACAGAAUUGAGAGGCAGUGACACACAGGAGUUUCCAAGUUGGGCAGUAACAUGAUCAAAACUGCUCCAGGAGGAAGAUUAGAGGAUGAAACAGUUUCGAGAAGACUGGAGUCUGAUAGACGAGUUGGGAAGGUUGGCCCUGGUUAGGAUGAGAGGAGAGGAGGAGCUAGAGGAGACAAGUAAAAACGAGGGAGACCAAUGCGAAGGGCAUUGCAGAAGUGGAAUCAGGCAGGCUUGGCAGCUGAUUGCUUUUGUUGGAGAGGAGGGGUAAAGUUGUACAGCUAGAUGCCUGAAAGAAUGAUGCUGCCGGUUGAAAUAAUGGAAGAAAGGAUGCAUUUCUGGCUCUGACCCAUCCUAGGAGAGGCCUAGCCACAAACUAGUGCAAUUGCUUCCCACUCGGCCUCAAACUCUAGCGCCUCCUCCCAUCUCCUCUUUGGCUGUCACCUUUUCGCUCUGACUUCUGCCUCGUCAGCUGCCUGUGCUGCCUCUUCCACCUUUUCAUCUGACUCCAGCUGCUCCCUGCUGGGUCCUUGUCACCCACUCAUUUGGUGCUGCCUCUGCCAUCAGUGUCUCCAUCGCAGCUGGUGGUGCGUCAGUGACCAUCUCUUAUAAUGGCUUCACGCUAGAAAGAUCAGAAAAGAUUAUUUCUUUACCUCAAGCUUCAAUUCUUUUCUAGACGAUUGGCAUCCACAAAUUUCAUGUUUUUUUAAAAUGUCCCAUGUUAUAUAAAGGAGCAUUGACUGACAGGGACUGUUAAUCCCCAUGUAUGCCUAUUACAACCUCUUUACAGAAUCAAACAUGGAACCCUACCCUAUUAUGCAUCAAACAUGUAGGAAAUAUUUUAAGAAUUUUUCAGGGAGAAUCUUAAAAUGCACUGGCUUUCCCCCCAUUUUUUUUUUUAAGAAUGAGAACAGAGAAAGAGAGGUGGCAUGGUGGAAGAGUGCAUUAGAGUUGUCAACAGCCUCUGCAGUGUCAGGUCAAUUACAUCAGUAUGUGGUCUGGACCAGGGGAAAGGAAUGCGUCUGCCUCCUGGGAAUGUCAGCAGGACCUGAUAAUUAUAUUUGGCGAAGCCAUGAAGAGUGGCUCUGUAAUGUCAUUGCUAAGAAUUACCCUUUUAAUAACAUUUCUAGAUGUCUGAGCUUUUCAAAUGGAAUAACACUUCUUGUCUGCUGUGGCUUUCCUUUCUCUUGGGCUGCUUCCCAGCUCAUCCUCCUCUUCUCCCUUGCCCUUGUUUUGCUAUCAGUUCAUGUUUUCUGUUCUGUCUUCUUCCCUCCCAGCCCCAUUCCUCCAACCCUUCCUUCUGUACCCACAACAGCUCCCACUCUCCUCUGUUUUAGAGGUGGGGUCAUGUGAGAAUGUAUGUGAGGGAAAUAUUUGCCAAAGGACAGCAUAUUCAACAUCUGGUCUCAACAAGGUGAAGUGUGGCCUUAGACUUGCUUCCGUGCUGCAUCUGCGACUUUUGUGUUGGUGGGACUCAGAAGUCAUGGGAAAGGUCGCCAGUGAUCUGUGACUGCAACAAGUUCUUUUCCUAAUUGUGCCAUAUAUUAUGCCCUUCAACACAGUUUACUAAUCUCUGCCUCAGUUUAUCCAUCUGUGAAAGUGGUGUGUAAUACUUAUCUACCUCCCUUGAAUGUUGUGAAGGUUAGUCUAUGUUAGUAAAGCACUUUUGAAAUAAAGAGUCAUGUAAAGCAUUUUAA